Stylonychia lemnae is the source of this 7137-nucleotide messenger RNA. Lineage: Eukaryota; Ciliophora; Spirotrichea; Sporadotrichida; Oxytrichidae. The record is from the annotation of a GenBank genome assembly.
AUGAGCAAAGUCAAAUUUGACAAGACUAAUCCUAUGAUGCAGGAUUUCAGUGACAGCGAUUCCGAUAACGAGGGCAAGGCAGGAAUCGAUGAUGGAGACCUUAACGAAGCAGAGUAAGAGGCCAAUAUUUUUAAGUUAUCUGCAAAUUCUUACAAAGUUUCAGGUGAACUAGGGCAGUACAUUUUGCCAGAAGCCAUUUUGAUUGAUAAGACCAAGAAAUGGCGCUAAAUCAACACUAAAAGAUACAGUGACCGCAGAAAAUUCGGCUAUGUGGAGACUCAGAAGGAACUGCUACCCCCUGAAGUGCUGAGGAAGAUCAUUAAGGAUCAUGGUGACAUGUCUUCGAAGAGAUUCAGACAGGACAAGAGAGUAUAUCUUGGAGCACUCAAGUACAUUCCUCACGCAAUCUACAAACUGCUAGAAAAUAUGCCCAUGCCUUGGGAAUAGGUCAGGAACGUAAAAACACUUUAUCACAUCACUGGAGCAAUUACUUUCAUAAAUGAGGUACCUAAGGUCAUAGAGCCAGUGUACACUGCGUAAUGGGGAUCGAUGUGGAUAAUGAUGAGAAGAGAGAAGAGGGAUAGGCGUCACUUCAAAAGAAUGAGAUUUCCACCCUUUGACGACGAGGAACCUCCCCUUGACUAUGGUGAUAACAUCUUGAAUGUAGAACCACUUGAAGCAAUCCAGAUGGAGUUAGAUGAAGAAGAAGAUAACCCAGUAUUUGAUUGGUUCUAUGAUCACUAACCACUAAAGUACACUAAAAAUGUAAAUGGACCUUCAUACAGACUAUGGCGUCUGACUCUUCCAAUGAUGGCUAACUUGCAUAGACUCUCAAAUCAACUGCUUAGUGAUUUGCUUGAUCAUAACUACUUCCACUUGUUUGACAAAAAGAGCUUCUUUACUGCUAAGGCAUUAAAUAUGGCUAUCCCAGGUGGUCCUAAAUUUGAACCAUUAUAUAGAGAUAUCUAUGAAGAAGAUGAAGACUGGAAUGAGUUCAACGACAUAAAUAAGAUUAUUGUUAGACAUCAAAUUAGAACUGAGUACAAGAUAGCAUUCCCUCACCUCUAUAACAGUAGACCUCGAAAAGUUGAAUUAGCUCCUUAUCAUUCACCUGCCGUCUGCUUUAUCAAGAAUGAUGAUCCAGAACUUCCAGCAUUCUAUUUCGAUGAAGUCAUUAAUCCAAUCUCAGCUUAUAAAAUGGAUAAAUUUAAAAAUCUUACUGAUAACUUCGAAGUAACUGAUGAAGACCUAGAAGAAUUCGAGAUGCCAGAAUAUGUCUAACCAAUUCUUCAAGAAUAACCUUUGUACAAUGAAAAUACAGUAAAUGGAAUAAAUCUCUACUGGGCUCCAGAGCCAUUCAACAAAAGAACAGGUAAAACUAGAAGAAACUAUGAUAUCCCACUAGUUUCAUCAUGGUUUAAAGAGAGAUGUCCCCAGGGAUAUCCUGUCAAGGUCAGAGUGAGCUACUAAAAGCUACUUAAAGUUUGGGUAUUGAAUUAACUUCAUCACCAUUAGCCAAAGGCUCAAAACAAAAAGUCAUUACUGAAAGCUUUUUAAAAGACUAAGUUUUUCUAGCUAACUGAAAUUGAUUGGGUUGAAGCAGGUUUACAAGUCAUAAGACAAGGAUAUAACAUGCUUAACUUGCUUAUUCACAGAAAGAACCUGAACUACUUGCAUUUGGAUUAUAAUUUCAACUUGAAGCCAGUUAAAACUUUGACAACAAAGGAGAGAAAGAAGUCGAGAUUCGGUAAUGCAUUCCAUUUGAUAAGAGAAAUUCUAAGAUUAACCAAACUUGUUAUUGAUUCUCAUGUGCAAUACAGACUUGGAAAUAUAGAAGCCUUCUAAUUAGCUGAUGGUCUUUAAUAUAUAUUCUCUCAUGUUGGAUAAUUAACAGGAAUGUACAGAUAUAAAUAUAGACUUAUGAGAUAAGUAAGAAUGACCAAAGAUCUUAAACAUCUAAUCUAUUACAGGUUUAAUACAGGUCCAGUCGGAAAAGGACCAGGUGUAGGUUUCUGGGCACCAGGCUGGAGAAUAUGGCUAUUCUUCUUAAGAGGAAUUAUUCCUUUAGUUGAGAGAUGGUUAGGAAACUUGCUAGCUAGGCAGUUCGAAGGUAGACAUUCAAAGGGUAUCGCUAAAACUGUUACCAAGCAAAGAGUAGAAUCAUAAUAUGAUCUUGAAUUAAGAGCUGCUGUCAUCAUGGAUAUCAAUGAUAUGAUGCCAGAGGGAGUGAAGGCAAACAAAACUAAAACAAUCUUAUAGCAUUUGAGUGAGGCUUGGAGAUGCUGGAAAGCUAACAUACCUUGGAAGGUGCCUGGACUUCCAGCUCCUCUUGAAAAUCUGAUUCUUAGAUAUGUUAAAUCUAAAGCUGAUUGGUGGACUAAUGCUUCAUAUUAUAAUAGAGAAAGAAUUAGAAGAGGAGCAACAGUUGAUAAAACUGUUUGUAAGAAGAAUCUAGGUAGAUUGACAAGACUUCAUUUAAAAUCUGAGCAAGAAAGAUAACAUAACUACUUGAAAGAUGGUCCUUAUACAACUCCAGAGGAGGCUAUUGCUAUUUAUACUACUUUUGUGCAUUGGCUUGAGUCUAGAAAGUUUAUCCAUAUUCCCUUUCCUCCUCUGAAUUACAAGAAUGAUACUAAGCUAUUCGUUUUAUGUCUUGAGAGACUGAAAGAAGCCUAUAGUGUAAAAUCAAGAUUAAAUUAAUCUCAAAGAGAUGAGCUGAGUUUAAUAGAAUAGGCUUAUGAUAAUCCACAUGAAGCCUUAUCUAGAGUUAAAAGACAUUUAUUAUGUCACAGAGCUUUCAAAGAGGUCGGUAUCGAAUUUAUGGAUCUCUAUUCGCAUCUAAUCCCAGUUUAUGAUAUAGAACCUAUUGAGAAAAUUACAGAUGCUUACCUAGAUCAGUAUCUAUGGUAUGAGGCUGAUAAAAGAAAUCUUUUCCCUAAUUGGAUUAAGCCUGCAGAUUCUGAACCACCCCCUCUUCUUGUCUAUAAAUGGUGCUAAGGUAUUAACAACUUAACAGACGUUUGGGAUGUUUCUGAAAAUCAAAAUGUAGUGCUAUUGCAAACGAAAUAUGAAAAACUCUAUGAAAAAGUAGAUUUCACACUUCUGAAUAGACUAUUAAGACUUAUCGUGGAUCAUAAUUUAGCUGAUUAUAUGACCACUAAGAAUAAUGUAGUUAUAUCUUUCAAAGAUAUGUCUCAUACAAACUCUUAUGGGCUUAUUAGAGGACUUUAAUUCGCUUCAUUUAUUACUCAAUACUAUGCUUUGAUACUUGAUAUAAUUAUUCUUGGACUAUAAAGAGCUUCAGAGCUAGCAGGUCCCCCAUCUUAACCAAAUGAAUUUAUGAGUUUCAAGGAUGUUGAUACUGAGACCAGACAUCCUAUCAGACUAUUCUGCAGAUAUAUCGAUAAACUCUACAUCAUUUUUAGAUUUACUGAGAAUGACUCAAGAGAAUUGAUUUAAAGAUAUUUAACUGAGAAUCCUGAUCCAAAUAACGAGAACAUAGUCGGAUAUAACAAUAAAAAAUGCUGGCCAAGAGAUUGCAGAAUGAGAUUAAUGAAGCAUGAUGUGAAUCUUGGUAGAGCCGUAUUCUGGGAGAUUAAGAACAAGCUUCCAAGAGCUUUGACUACUAUUGAAUGGGAAAAUAGUUUUGUAUCAGUUUAUUCAAAGGAUAAUCCAAAUCUUCUUUUUAACAUGUGUGGAUUUGAAGUCAGAAUACUCCCUAAGAUUAGGGCAAUUUUAGAGGAGUUUUCACAAAAAGAUGGCACAUGGAAACUUCAAAAUGAAAAUACCAAGGAAAUCACAGCUUAGGCAUUUGUGAAGAUCGAUGAAGAGAGUUUAAAGAAAUUCGAAAAUAGAGUUAGAUAAAUCUUAAUGGCUAGUGGUUCAACUACAUUUACAAAGAUCGCUAACAAAUGGAAUACAACACUUAUUGGAUUAAUGACAUACUAUAGAGAAGCAACAGUUUAAACUGAGUAGAUGCUAGAUUUACUAGUGAAAUGCGAAAAUAAAAUACAAACAAGAAUCAAGAUUGGUCUAAACUCUAAGAUGCCAAGUAGAUUCCCACCAGUCGUAUUCUAUACACCAAAAGAACUUGGAGGUCUAGGCAUGCUAUCUAUGGGCCAUAUUCUGAUCCCUUAAAGUGAUCUUAGAUUCUCUAAAUAAACAGAUACUGGUAUCACUCAUUUCAGAGCAGGUAUGAGUCAUGAGGAAGAUUAACUGAUUCCAAAUCUCUAUAGAUAUAUCCAAUCAUGGGAGUCCGAGUUCAUAGACUCUUAAAGAGUUUGGGCUGAAUAUGCUUUAAAGAGAUAAGAAGCAGCAGCUUAAAAUAGAAGACUUACCCUAAAUGAUCUAGAAGACUCAUGGGAUAGAGGUAUUCCUAGAAUAAACACUCUUUUCUAAAAAGAUAGAUUGACGUUAGCUUAUGAUAAAGGCUGGAGAGUUAGGCAAGACUUUAAGCAGUAUUAAGUGCUCAAGUAAAAUCCAUUUUGGUGGACUCAUUAAAAGCAUGAUGGAAAGCUUUGGAACUUAAAUAAUUACAGAACAGAUAUGAUUCAGGCCCUAGGAGGAGUUGAAGGAAUUCUUGAGCAUACCUUAUUUAAAGGAACUUAUUUCCCAACUUGGGAAGGUCUGUUUUGGGAAAAAGCUUCUGGUUUUGAAGAGUCUAUGAAGUACAAAAAGCUUACUCAUGCUCAGAGAUCAGGUCUUAAUCAAAUCCCGAAUAGAAGAUUUACUCUAUGGUGGUCACCUACAAUUAACAGAGCAAAUGUCUAUGUAGGUUUCCAAGUCUAGCUUGAUCUCACAGGUAUAUUUAUGCAUGGUAAAAUUCCAACACUCAAAAUUUCCCUCAUUCAGAUUUUCAGAGCUCAUUUGUGGCAAAAAAUACAUGAAUCAAUUGUGAUGGAUCUUUGCUAAGUCUUUGAUAUGGAAUUAGAUUCACUAGAAAUUGAAACAGUACAAAAGGAGACAAUUCAUCCUAGAAAAUCAUAUAAAAUGAACUCAUCAUGUGCUGAUGUUCUACUGUUUGCUGCCUUCAAAUGGUAAAUAUCUAAACCAUCCUUGCUUCAUGAAUAAAAAGAUCAAUUUGAUGGCACUACUACUACAAAAUACUGGAUUGAUGUUCAAUUGAGAUGGGGUGACUAUGAUUCUCAUGAUAUUGAGAGAUACAGCAGAGCUAAGUUCUUAGACUACACAACAGACAACAUGUCAAUCUAUCCAUCUCCAACUGGAUGCUUGAUUGGUAUCGAUUUAGCCUACAAUCUACAUAGUGGUUUUGGUAACUACUUCAAUGGUUCAAAGAUUUUACUAACACAAGCAAUGAAUAAAAUUAUGAAAGCUAAUCCAGCAUUAUAUGUCCUUCGUGAAAGAAUCAGAAAAUGUCUGUAACUGUAUUCCUCUGAGCCAACUGAGCCAUAUCUCAACUCACAGAAUUAUGGUGAAUUAUUUUCAAAUCAAAUCAUCUGGUUUGUUGAUGAUACUAAUGUCUAUAGAGUAACCAUCCAUAAAACAUUUGAAGGUAACUUGACAACUAAGCCAAUCAACGGAGCUAUCUUCAUCUUCAACCCAAGAACUGGCCAAUUAUUCUUGAAAAUUAUUCAUACUAGUGUGUGGGCUGGACAGAAACGUCUUGGAUAAUUGGCUAAGUGGAAAACUGCUGAAGAGGUAGCAGCUCUUAUUAGAUGCUUACCAGUUGAAGAGCAGCCCAAGCAAAUUAUUGUUACAAGAAAAGGUAUGUUGGACCCACUUGAGGUACAUCUAUUAGAUUUUCCAAAUAUUGUUAUCAAGGGUAGUGAACUAUAACUUCCUUUCUAAGCCUGCCUUAAGAUAGAAAAAUUCGGAGAUAGAAUUCUCAAAGCCACUGAACCUCAAAUGCUUCUAUUCAACCUAUAUGAUGACUGGUUAAAGAGUAUUCAAAGUUUCACUGCUUUUAGCAGAUUGAUUCUUAUCCUAAGAGCUAUGCAUAUUAAUGCUGAGAGAGCUAAGAUUGUCUUAAAACCAGACAAAACUACUAUUACUCUUCCUCAUCACAUCUGGCCAAAUCUUACUGAUGAAUAAUGGGUUAAGGUUGAAGUUGAACUUAAGAACCUCAUUCUAGCUGACUAUGCCAAGAAGAAUAAUGUGAAUGUAGCUUCACUGACUUAAUCUGAGAUAAAAGAUAUCAUCUUAGGUAUGGAAGUAGCCCCAGUGAACAUCUAAAAACAAGAAAUUGAAAGGAUCGAGAAGUAGAACAAGGAAGCUUCUUAACUCUAAGCUCAGAAUGUAAAGUCAACAAAUAUUCAUGGACAGUCAAUGGUAGUUUAAGUACUUAGUGGCUAUGAAAGGGAAAAAUUCAUGUCCAAAACUGACUGGAGAAUGAGAGCCAUCUCAGCCACUAGUCUUCAUUUGAGAACUAAUCACAUAUAUGUAAAUUCAGAAGAUCUCAAGGAGAGUGGAUUCACUUACGUACUGCCCAAGAACAUCUUGAAGCGAUUCAUAUGCAUCAGUGAUUUAAGAAUUUAAGUUGCAGGAUAUCUCUACGGUAUCACUCCACCAGACAACCCAUAUGUCAAGGAAAUCAGAUGUAUAGUUUUAGUGCCAUAAAUUGGUACCUACUAGCAUGUAACUCUACCACAUCACAUACCUGAGCAUACUUACUUGAAAGACAUGGAGCCACUUGGAUGGAUACAUACUCAACCCUUCGAAACUAAUUCCUUAUCUGCUUUUGAUGCUUCUAUUCAUACCAGACUACUCGAAGAUAAUUCUACUUGGGAUGCUGAAGCGUCUAUUAUAAUAACUACCAGUUUUACUACAGGGUCUUGUUCAUUAUCAGUAUACAAACUAACUUAAGCAGGAGUAGAAUGGGGAAGAAAUAACAAAGAAACUUCACCCAACCCACCAGGCUAUGGAUCCCAUCUCUAUGAAAAGGUUCAAAUGAUCCUUUCAGACAAGUUCCUUGGUUUCUUUAUGAUCCCAGAAGGUGGCAUUUGGAACUAUAACUUCAAUGGUAUUAACUUCAGUGAGAACAUGAAGUUCCAACUGGUACUUGACAACCCCAAGGAUUUCUACAAUGAGAUUCACAGAACUUCACAUUUCCUAGACUUUGCCAAAAACGAAGAUGAGAUUGAGAUUGAGACACCAGACAAGGAAAAUCAUUUUGAAUGA